Messenger RNA from Diplodia corticola, 2163 nucleotides. RefSeq lists its product as uncharacterized. The transcript has a single exon. The record is from RefSeq and is a predicted model, not a curated record. NCBI's taxonomy places the organism in Eukaryota, Fungi, Ascomycota, Dothideomycetes, Botryosphaeriales, Botryosphaeriaceae. Bases 1 to 2163 code for a protein of 720 amino acids.
AUGUCUUCCAACCCCAGCUCCAGCAUCUCCUCUUCUCUCCCCGCCGACGAGCGCAUGCAGGACAUGCAGCUCCACAACACCACCACCACCACCCGCCACCAUUCUCCCGCGACCGAGUCCAUCCACGGCUCGCGGUUCCUGGCCCCCAGCGCCAGCUUCGACGGCUCCCCUCGCCGCGCCAUGAGCGACCGCAUGGCGCUCCCGCCCGCCGCCCCCAUCACCGGCGGCUACGACUACGCCGAGAUCCCCUCCGGCCUCCCCAUCUACCCCGCCGCCGCCGCCCCGGCCCACCCCAUGAACGGGCCCACCUCUCCGGGCUACAACCCGUUCUCCAGCUCGCCCGCCUCCUCCGCCGCCGCGCCCGCGCCCAUCCCGGCGCCGUUCCAGCAGCAGCAGCAGCAGCAACAGCAACACUUCCCGGGGCCCUCCACCCCUCCGCGCCAGACCUCUCCUCCCUCCUCCGCCUUCUCCCCCGCCGCCGCCGAGAGCGACGACGACGACGACAACAACAACAACGACAACGACGACGACGACAACCCCCUCCUCACCCACCUCCUCACCACCCUCUCGGGCAGCGUCCGCGCCGCCGUCCCCCUCCUCCUCCGGCCCCCCGGCGCCUACACCGGGGGUGAUUUCCCCGAGCGCGCGCGGGCGCGCCUCACCGCGGCGCUGGCGCCGCUGCUCGACGCCCACGCCCGGCGCCUGCGCGACGACGCGGCGUCGGCCGACGCGACGGCCGCGUGGCUGCAGGGCGAGCUGGACUCGCUGCAGGGCGUGUGGGUCGAGCAGGACGCCGAGAUCGCGUCGCUCCGGGCGGCGGUGGAGAGGGCGCGGGACGCGGAGCAGGCGCGGUACGAGGAGGUGUUGGGGAUGGUGCGGGAGAGGGGGGUGAGGGACGGGGAGAGGGAGGGGGAGGUGGAGAGGUUGAGGCGGGAGGUGGAGAGGUUGAGGCGGGAGAAUGAGGUGUUGAGGGGGGAGAAUGAGGGGCUGAGGGAGAGGGAGUGGGAGACGGAGGAGGAGGGAGAGGAGGAGCAGCAGGAGGAGGGUCCUGCUGGUGAGCAGGAGCAGCAGCAGCCGCAGCAGCAGGAGGAGGAGCAGGAGGAGGAGGAGGAAGAGGAGCAGAUUCCUCUUCAGCAAGAGGAGAACGAGGGCGCCGACGCCGACGCCGACGACGAAGACGACGAGGACGAGGACGAGCUGCGCAACAUGCGCAGAUCCAAGCGCAGGAUGCUGGCCUCUGGCGCCAGCCAAGCCGUUGCCUCUGCUGCCGCCGUCGCCCCUGCUGCCGCUGCCCCUGCCGUCGCCACCACCGCCGCCGUCAACUUCCCGCGCCAGGUGCGCACCGCCUUCGCGGCGGUCCAGCACCAGCUGGGCCAGGCGGCUGGCCCGUUCCGCCUCGAGAGCGCCAACACCCUCCGCGAGUUCGACGCGAAGCUCUGCGAGACCGUCGAAGAGAACGACACCGACGCGGACGAGGCCGACGAGCUCGCCGCCGCUGGCUCCCGUCCCCCCUCCCCAGUCGUCGCUGGCCCUUCUUCCGCCGCGGCCGGUCCUUCCACCACCGCUGGUCCUUCUCUCACCACCGCCGGUCCUUCUCACACCACCGCCGCCGCCGCCACAGGCCCAUCCACCGCCGCCGGCCCAUCUUCCACCACCGCCGCGUCCGCAUCCGCAACCACCACCGACCAACACCUCCAAACCGCGCGCUCCUUCCUCCUCGCGCGCAUGCAACUCCGCACCACGCCUACCCCCACCUACGUCGACCUCCUCCCGUCCACCACCCCCGCCGUCGCCGCCAUCGACGCCUCCCUCGCCGCGCUGCUCCACGACCGCGACCGCGCCGACAAGGGCACGCGCUGGGCCGACGCGGGCGCCUUCUUCCCGGACUACUGCUUCCGCGGCGCGGUGGUGGCGCGGCGGCGCCCGCGCUUCGACGCCGGGCCCGGGCGCGCGUGCACCGAGUGCAUGGGCUGCGGGAAGCCGUGCAUGGUGCGCGGAGAUCACGCGGGAGAGUUGGUCGUCUUGCCGAGGAGGGAUCCGGGAGAGGGCGAUUGGAGGGAGGCGAGUAUGUGGGUGGGUGAGGGGUCGGCGUCGUCGUCUGCGCAGCAGAAUAGGGGAGGUGGAGCGGGAGGACAGAAGAGGAAGAGGAGGAGGAGGUACUGA